Molecule: messenger RNA, 425 nt
Organism: Oenanthe melanoleuca
Lineage: Eukaryota; Metazoa; Chordata; Aves; Passeriformes; Muscicapidae
Gene: RBIS
Product: ribosomal biogenesis factor
Exons: 3
Coding region: 36-326 (96 amino acids)
Biological process (GO): ribosome biogenesis
Cellular component (GO): nucleolus
Source: RefSeq, a predicted model, not a curated record
GCCCGUGUGACGUCACUCUCCCGCGCGCCGCCGCCAUGGCCAAGAGCAGCCGCGGCAGCGUGUUCCGCAUCGCCCGCAGCGGCGUCCUCAGGGCCAAGGCUAAGGGCAAGGCGCGGCCCGUCACCUCCGGGCUGAGGCAGAUAAACAUUAAAAAUGCUGAAAAAGUUAGCGCAAUAAAUAAAGCAUUUGCCGAAGUUCAGCAAGAAAUCCAGCAGCUAUCAAAAGGUACCACAGCAGAACCUCAGAAGACUCAGCAGGUUUCCACAAAUGUGGAAGAGGAACCAGCAAAUGUGGAUGCUGCCACAAGCUUAUUAUCUCAAUUGUAAUGCACAAUGGACAAUGAAGAGUUUGCAAGAAAUGAAAGAGCACAAACACUGAUGGCUUUGUUUGCACAGUUUUAUUAAAAAAAUCUUGUUAAUAUACAA